CAAGAGAGAGAAUACACACACUCGCUUUGUAGCCCAAAAAAUUUUACAACGUAAUUUAUAAAAAUUAAAUCAUCAAGUGUUUCGUUUUAAUUAAAUAAAAAUGUCAAAACGUACUCCAACACAAAAAAACACUUUAUUUAAUUAUUUUAAAUCACCAAAAAGUGUCGAUCCAAAAAAAGAUGAUAAACCAACAUCAACAGCCAAGGAUAAAACACCAACAACUCCCAAGCGUGCACCAACAACAUCAAGAUUAAGAGGUGCAGUAAAAGGAAAGGAAAAUAAAACUGAUAAAAAAGAAGAAAAAAAAACAGCAUCAAGAAGAAAGCUUGUAAAAUCAAAGCCAAGUGAAGAUGAUGAUGAUGAUGAUGAGGAUUCCAAAGAGGAAAAAAAACCAGCAAAAAAAACAGCAUCAAGAAAAAAGCCUGUAAAAUCAAAGCCAAGCAAAGAUGAUGAUGAUGAUGAAGAAGAAGAUGAAGAUGACAAUGAUCAAAAGAAAAGUAAAGAAAAAAAAAGAGUUACAAGAAAAAGACCUUUAAAAUCAAAAUCAAAUGAAGAUGAUGAUGAUAAUAAAAAUAAUAAAAUGGAUGAAUCAGAUGAUGAAGAAGAAGAAAUUGAAGUUAGUAAACCAAAAAGAAGAAGAAUUAUUAUUCCAGAUGAAGACAGUGAAGGUUGUGAUUCAUCAGAUGAUUAUCAACCAUCAGAAUCUGAGGAUGAAGAUGAUGCUACUGAAUCAGAAUUUUCAGAAAAUGUUACAGAGAGUGAUGCAUUUACUGAAGAAACUGAAGAAGAAGAAACACCAAAAAAAAAAUCAAGAUUAUCUCAACCAAAAAGUAAAUCAUCAACAGCAACAGCAACAAAAACAACAACAGUUAUAAAAAAACAAACAAAGGAUGAUAAUUUUCAACUACAAAAAGCACCAGCUAAAACUGGUCCAGCAUCAGGUGGUGAUACAUGGCCACAUCUUAAUUAUGAUUUUCUUCAACCAGAUAAAAUACGUGAUAAAGAACGUAGAUUAAAAACAAAUCCUGAUUAUGAUUAUCGUACAGUAUAUGUACCAGAUAAAUUUUUAGAUAAUCAAACACCAGCAAUGCGUCAAUGGUGGAUACUUAAAAGUCAAUAUUAUGAUUGUGUAUUAUUUUUUAAAGUUGGUAAAUUUUAUGAAUUAUAUCAUAUGGAUGCUGUUAUUGGUGCUAAAGAACUUGGUAUAUCAUAUAUGAGAGGUGAAUGGGCACAUUCAGGUUUUCCAGAAAUAGCAUAUGGUAGAUUUUCAUGUAUGCUUAUUGAAAAAGGUUAUAAAGUUGCUAGAAUUGAACAAACUGAAAAUCCAGAAAUGAUGGCUGAACGUUGUAAAACAAGUAAAAAAGUUACUAAAUUUGAUAAAGUUGUUAGACGUGAAAUAUGCCAAGUUAGUACAUGUGGUACACGUAUUGCAACAGUACAAGAUCCAGAAAUAAUAACACCAUAUUCAAAUUAUUUAUUAUCAAUUAUUGAAAAAAUUGAUACCAAUACAAAGCUAUCAACAUAUGGUGUUUGUUUUAUUGAUACAACAAUUGGUGAAUUUCAUUUAGGACAAUUUAAUGAUGAUCGUUGUAAUUCACGUUUAUUAACAUUACUAAGUCAUUAUACACCAGUUCAUGUUGUUUAUGAAAGAGGUAAUUUAUCACAAGAUACAAUGAAAAUAUUAAAUACAUUAUUAUCAACAGCAAUUAAAGAACCAUUACAAAAAGAUGUACAAUUUUGGUCAUCAACAAAAACAUUAAAAGCAUUAAAUGAAGGUGAUUAUUUCAAGGAUGAUAAUACAAAUGAAAUAACAUGGCCAAAUGAAUUAAAAUUAUAUUUAAGUGAUGAUGAUAGUUUGAAUUUAACACCAGCAAAUAAUAAAGAACUUGCUGUUAAAGCACUUGGUGGUUGUAUUUAUUUAUUAAAAAGUUUUGUACUUGAUCAACAGUUAUUAUCACAAAAACAUUUUCAAACAUAUACACCACCUGAUACAUCAUUUAUUGAUGAAAAUAAAAGUAGUGUUGGUAUACCACCAGUUAGUAGUAUGGUACUUGAUGCAAUUACAAUUCAUAAUUUACGUAUAUUUGGUAAUGAUGCAUCAUUAUUAAAAACACUUGAUCAUUGUUGUACAGCAUUUGGUAAAAGAUUAUUAAAAGAAUGGAUGUGUCGUCCAUCAUGUCGUAAAAAUAUCAUCAUGCUAAGACAAGAAGCUGUUACUGAGUUAACAUAUCAACCAGAUAUUGUACAAGAAGUUAGAAAAUUAUUAAAUAAUUUACCUGAUUUAGAGAGAUUAUUGAGUAAAAUUCAUACACAUGGUAAUGCAUCAAGAAUGAAAAAUCAUCCAGAUGGUAGAGCAAUUAUGUUUGAAGGACAAAUAUAUUCAAAAAGAAAAAUUGUUGAUUUUAUAACAGCAUUAAAUGGCUUUGAAAUUGUAACAAAAAUUAUUAAAAAAUUUCAUAUAUGUGAAAGUGAAUUAUUAAAAAAAACAACAAUGAUUGUACCAGAUGGUGAAUUUCCAGAUAUUCAAGAAACAUUAGAACAUUUUAAAACAGCAUUUGAUCAUGAAGCUGCAAAAAAAAUUGGUAGUAUUGUACCACAAAAAGGUGUUGAUGCUGAAUUUGAUAAAAGUAUACGUGAAUUUGAUAUAAUUAAACAAGAAAGUGAAGAUUAUUUAAAAAAACAAAUGAAACAUUUUGAUGGUAAAGUAACAUUUGUUGGUAGUGAUAAAAAACGUUAUCAACUUGAAGUACCAGAAUCAAAAUGUCAUAAAGCAACAUCAAAACAUGAAUUACAAGGACAAAGAAAAGGUUUUAAACGUUAUUAUACUGAUGAAACAAAAGAAUUUUUAUCAAGACAAAUAAAAGCUGAAGAAUAUCGUAAUAAUAUAUUAAAAGAUUUAAAUCGUCGUGUAUUUUCAAAAUUUAGUGAAAAUUAUGAUUUAUGGAGUAUAGCUGUAUAUAAAAUAGCUAUAUUAGAUGUAUUAUUAUCAUUUUGUGAAUAUGCUAAAAGUGUUGAUACAUGUAUACCAGAAAUAAUUGAUAAUGACACUGAAAUAUGUACAAUAAUUAAAGAUGGUAAACAUCCAUGUAUACAAAAAGAUAAUUUUGUAUCAAAUGAUACUAGUUUAGCUGGUGAUGAUACAGCAUCAUUAGUUAUAUUAACUGGUCCAAAUAUGGGUGGUAAAUCAACAUUAAUGCGUCAAGUUGGUUUAUUAACUGUUAUGGCACAAAUGGGUUGUCAUAUACCAGCAAGUAGUUGUAAAUUAUCAAUAACUGAUCGUAUAUUUACAAGACUUGGUGCUAGUGAUGAUUUAUUAACUGGUAGAAGUACAUUUCUCAUUGAACUCAGUGAAACAGCAACAAUAUUACAACAUGCUAGUAAAAAAUCAUUGGUAUUACUUGAUGAACUUGGUAGAGGUACAUCAACAUAUGAUGGUACUGCUAUUGCUGCUGCUGUUGUUAAUUCAUUAACAAAAUUAAAAUGUCGUACAUUAUUUUCAACACAUUAUCAUUCACUUGUUGAAGAUUAUAAAAAAAGUCAUGAUGUAUCAUUGGCAUAUAUGGCAUGUCAAGUUGAAGCUGAUGAAGAUGAUGAAAUAACUGAAGAAACAGUUACAUUUUUAUACAAAUUUGUACCAGGUGCUUGUCCAAAAUCUUAUGGUUUUAAUGCAGCAAGACUUGGUGGUGUUCCAUCAGUUAUUAUUAAAAGAGCUACUGAAAUUGCUAAAAAACUUGAAAAAGAAGCUAAUCAACGUAAUAUGUUUUCAGCUUUAUGUCGUGCUAAUUCUGAUGUUAAAAGUAUUAUCAGUAAACUUAAAAAUACUGUUCUUGUUUAAAUAUUCAUCAUUGCCAUUUUUUUUUUUUAACUUGCAAUUGUUCGACUUGUUUUUUUUUUUUUUAAAUAACUUAUCAACAUUAAUUAAAAUUAAACCAGUAAUUUUUUAAUAAUAUUAUUAGCUUUUUCUCUGCGCAGGACGCUUUCAUUUAUAAUACUUUUUUUAAAAAUACAUUUACUCAUUCAUUCUACAGUCGAACAAUUGCUUUUCUAUUUUUAUAAAAAUUAGAUGUAUGUGUUUUUUGUAAUAAAUAAAAAAUUUGAAUGCUUACAAAAUUUUUUUUAUUUCAUUUUCAGAGUACAAAAGAGAAAUAAUCACGACUAAUGUGAUG
Molecule: messenger RNA, 4166 nt
Organism: Aphidius gifuensis
Lineage: Eukaryota; Metazoa; Arthropoda; Insecta; Hymenoptera; Braconidae
Gene: Msh6
Product: probable DNA mismatch repair protein Msh6
Exons: 3
Coding region: 101-3835 (1244 amino acids)
Biological process (GO): mismatch repair
Cellular component (GO): nucleus; MutSalpha complex
Molecular function (GO): mismatched DNA binding; ATP binding; ATP-dependent DNA damage sensor activity
Source: RefSeq, a predicted model, not a curated record